UCGGCGUUGGGAACAGAAGUUCAAGAGGCCGCGCUGCUCCUUCUCCUGCAUUCACUGGGGAGUCUUGCUCUGCAAGUGCAGUUGCAGGCGGUUCGGGAGCGCAGCCCCAGACCUGCCGCCCGCCGCUUCUGUGCCUCUGCAUCUGCCACCGUGGGUCCCAAGUUCCAGUGACUUCUGUCCCCCCCUCUCCGCUCUGCUCCCCGUGUGUCCUGAAGAAAGGGGACCUGCUCCCGAGAUGUUCCACGGUGAUGAUAGCAUUUGAAGACCUGGCUGUGUACUUUACCUGGGACGAAUGGCAGAACAUGAACAAUGCUCAGAAAAUCCUGUACAGAGAUGUGAUGCUGGAGACCUACAGCAGCCUCUUCUCCUUGGGGCACUGCAUUACCAAACCUGACUUAAUCUUCAAGUUGGAGCAAGGAGAAGAGCCAUGGAUGGUGGACAAAUGCUUGAAUCAGAGCCUUUCAGUGGUCAUGAAAAUGGAUGACCUGAUUAAGAUCAACCUGGAAAGUCAGGACAAAAUUCUGAAUCAGGAUUUUAUGAAAAAUAACAAGACAUCAGCUCACAAGAGAGUUGAAUUAAGAAAAACCCUUAGUUUAAAUUCAAGCCAUAUUCCAACAAUGAUUAUUAAAAAGGGAAUCUAUUCAGGAUUGAAGCCUGAGGAAUGCAAUAAAUGUCACACUGUGUAUCCCCACAGUGGGCCUGAUCAACUACAGGCUGGAGAGAAAUUUGAUAACACUAAGAUACCUGGAAAAUCUCUUCACUUCUGUGAGCCUCUUAGUCAGUAUGACAAUAUUCACAUCAUGAAGCAGCCAUUUGGACCCACUGGACAAGCAAAAGUCUUCACAAGAAAGAUGUUCUGUAAAUCUGAGAGGGUUCAUAUGGCAGAAAACUGUAAUAAAUCAACUGUAACUUUUGGAAAAACAACUCAAAUAGAAAAAGCUAUCCAUGAAAAUUCUAGCCUCAAUAUGCAUCAACAAACUCACACAAGAAAGAAAUUUUAUAAGUACAUUAAGUAUGUUGAACCUGUCAUUCACCAGUCACAUCUUGCAAUAAAUCACAGACUAAAUACAAGGGAAAAACUUUACACAUGUAACCCUUGUGGAAAAUCACUCAGUAUUAAUUCACCUUAUGAAUGUAAUGACUCUGGAAAAGACUUUGGACAAAAGUCAGUCCUCAGGAAAUGUCAACAAAUUCACACAGGAGAGAAAUCACAUGAAUGUAGUGAUUGUGGAAAAGCCUUUACACAAAAGUCAUACCUCAUAAACCAUCAGCGAAUUCACACAGGGGAGAAACUUUAUAAAUGCCUUCAUUGUGGAAGAGGCUUUCUGUGGAAGUCAGCCCUCAUCAUACACCAGAGAAUUCACACAGGGGAGAAACCUCAUGAAUGUAAUGACUGUGGAAAAGCCUUUGGACAAAAGUCAGACCUCAUCAUACACCAGCGAAUUCACACAGGGGAGAAACCUCAUGAAUGUAAUGACUGUGGAAAAUCCUUUGGACACAAGUCAGACCUCAUCAGACACCAGCAAAUUCACACAGGGGAGAAACCUCAUGAAUGUAAUGACUGUGGAAAAGCAUUUGGACAAAAGUCAGGCCUCAUCAUACACCAGCGAAUUCACACAGGGGAGAAACCUCAUGAAUAUAAUGACUGUGGAAAAGCCUUUGGACAAAAGUCAGACCUCAUCAUACACCAGCGAAUUCACACAGGGGAGAAACCUCAUGAAUGUAAUGACUGUGGAAAAGCCUUUGGACACAAGUCAAACCUCAUCAGACACCAGCAAAUUCACACAGGGGAGAAACUUCAUGAAUGUAAUGACUGUGGAAAAGCCUUUGGAUGCAAGUCACACCUCAUGAAACAUCAGCGAAUUCACACAGGGCAGAAACCUCAUGAAUGUAAUGACUGUGGAAAAGCCUUUGGACAAAAGUCACACCUCAUAAACCAUCAGCAAAUUCACACAGGGGAGAAACCUCAUAAAUGUAAUGACUGUGGAAAAGCCUUUGGACAAAAGUCACGCCUCAUCAUACACCAGCGAAUUCACACAGGGGAGAAACCUCAUGAAUGUAAUGACUGUGGAAAAGCCUUUGGACAAAAGUCAGGCCUCAUCAUACACCAGCGAAUUCACACAGGGGAGAAACCUCAUGAAUGUAAUGACUGUGGAAAAGCCUUUGGACAAAAGUCAGACCUCAUCAUACACCAGCGAAUUCACACAGGGGAGAAACCUCAUGAAUGUAAUGACUGUGGAAAAGCCUUUGGACAAAAGUCACACCUCAUCAUACACCAGCGAAUUCACACAGGGGAGAAACCUCAUGAAUGUAAUGACUGUGGAAAAUCCUUUGGACACAAGUCAAACCUCAUCAGACACCAGCAAAUUCACACAGGGGAGAAACCUCAUGAAUGUAAUGACUGUGGAAAAGCAUUUGGACAAAAGUCAGGCCUCAUCAUACACCAGCGAAUUCACACAGGGGAGAAACCUCAUGAAUGUAAUGACUGUGGAAAAGCCUUUGGACAAAAGUCAGACCUCAUCAUACACCAGCGAAUUCACACAGGGGAGAAACCUCAUGAAUGUAAUGACUGUGGAAAAGCCUUUGGACACAAGUCAAACCUCAUCAGACACCAGCAAAUUCACACAGGGGAGAAACUUCAUGAAUGUAAUGACUGUGGAAAAGCCUUUGGAUGCAAGUCACACCUCAUGAAGCAUCAGCGAAUUCACACAGGGCAGAAACCGCAUGAAUGUAAUGACUGUGGAAAAGCCUUUGGACAAAAGUCAGACCUCAUCAUCCACCAGCGAAUUCACACAGGGGAGAAACCUCAUAAAUGUAAUGACUGUGGAAAAGCCUUUGGACAAAAGUCACGCCUCAUCAUACACCAGCGAAUUCACACAGGGGAGAAACCUCAUGAAUGUAAUGACUGUGGAAAAGCCUUUGGACAAAAGUCAGGCCUCAUCAUACACCAGCGAAUUCACACAGGGGAGAAACCUCAUGAAUGUAAUGACUGUGGAAAAGCCUUUGGACAAAAGUCAGACCUCAUCAUACACCAGCGAAUUCACACAGGGGAGAAACCUCAUGAAUGUAAUGACUGUGGAAAAGCCUUUGGACACAAGUCAAACCUCAUCAGACACCAGCAAAUUCACACAGGACAGAAACCUCAUAAAUGUAAUGACUGUGGAAAAGCAUUUGGACAAAAGUCAGGCCUCAUCGUACAUCAGCAAAUUCACAAAAGGGAGAAACCUCAUGAAUGUAAUGGCGAUGGAAAGGCCUUUGGAUGAAAGUCAGACCUCAUGAAACAUCAGUGAAUUCACACAGGGGAGAAACCUCAUAAAUGUAAUGACUGUGGAAAAGCAUUUGGACGAAAGUCACACCUCAUCGUACACCAGAGAAUUCACAUGGGGCAGAAAUCUCAUGAAUGUAAUAACUGGCAAAGCCUUUGGACACAAGUCACACCUCAUCAUACACCAGAGAAUUCACACAGGGCAGAAACCUCAUAAAUGAAAUGACUGUGGAAAAGCCUUUGGACACAAGUCAUACCUCAUAUUACACUAGAGAAUUCACAGGGGAGAAACCUCAUAAAUAAUGAUUGUGGAAAAGCCUUUGGCCAUAAGUUAGGCCUCAUGGUACAUCAGCGAAAUCACACAGAGCAGAAACAUCAUGAAUGUAAUGACUGUGGAAAAGCCUUUGUAUGAAAGUCACACCUCAUAUCACACUGGAGAAUUCACACAGGGGAGAAAACCCAUGAAAGUAAUGACCAAGGGAAAGCCUCUGGAUAAAAGUCAAUCCUUUAGAAACAUCAGAGAAUUCACACAGGGAGGAAACCUCAUGAAUGUAAUGACUUUGGAAAAGCCUUUGGACAAAAGACAAAACUCAUAUCACAGCAGAGAAUUCACAUAGGGUAGAAAACUCAUGAUUGUAAUAACUGUGGAAAGCAUUUAGCCAUAAGUCAACCUUCAUCAUGCAUCAGGGAAUUCACACAGGGCAGAAACCUUUUGAAUAUAAUGACUGGAAAAGCCUUUGGACAAAAGUCAAACCUCAUAAUGCACCAGAGAAUGCACACAGUGUUGAAACUUCAUGAAUGUAAUGACUGUGGAAAAACUUGAUUUUAACUUCCAACUCCAAAUGCAUCAGAAGAUUCACACAGGGAAAUAACCUUAUAAAUGUAAUGACUGUGUAAAAGCCUUUUUCUAUAAGUUAUAUCAAAACAGAAUUCACACAGGGCAGAAACCGUAUAAAUCUAAUGAGUGUGGAAAAGCCUUUAUAAAUCAUAUGUUGUAAAUCAUAGCUCAUAUCACACCAGAGAAUUCACAUCGGAGAGAAACUUCAUGAAUGCAAUGACUGUAGAAAAGCCCUUGGCAAUAAGUCACAUCUCAGAAUGCGUCAGAAAAUUCACAUGAAAAGAAACAUUUGGACAUAAUGACUUGGAAAGCUUUUUCCCAUAGUUCAGCCCUCAUUGCACAUCAUCUAAUUCAUAUGUGGGAAAACACUUUGUAUAUAAUGCAUAUGGAAAAGCCUUUAUCCAUAAGUAACACCCCAUAAAACAUCAGAAUUCACAUGGGGGAGAAACCAUAUGAAUGGAAUAAGUGUUGGAAAACUAUGCCAAUAUCACACAAUAUAACAUUGAGAAUUUAUUACAUGGUGGAAAUCUUGUAAUAAAUGUGGGAAAGCCUUUUGUCAGAAGGAAUACCUCAUAACACAUGUAGUUCAAACAAGGGAUAGAACUUAAGAAUAUAAUGAAUGUGAAGGACUUUUUCCAAAAUCAACAUAACCAUGUGACAGAGCCAUUUGCUGGAAAUUACAUCCCAUACAAUAGGUACUCCCAUAAGGAAGAAAGGUUGGGACCAGCGCUGUGGCACAGUAAGUUAAAGCCCUGGCCUGAAAUGCUGGCAUACCAUGUGGGCACUGGUUCUAGUCCCGGUUGCUCCUCUUCUGAUCCAGCUCUCUCCUAUAGCCUGGGAAAGCAGUAGAAGAUGGCCCUGCACCCAUGUGGGAGAUGCAGAAGAAGCUCCUGACUCCUGGCUUUGGAUUGUGGCAGCUCCAGCCAUUGCAUCCAUCCAGAGUUAGGAGUUAGGAGUCUCCACUCGGCUGCUUGCCUGAUGCAGACACAAGCUGGCACAGAUAUUAUGUAUGUCCAAAAUGGCUCCUGCUCUAUUAGCUUUCAUGUCUUUGUGAGGUGAUUGGAGAGAGAGAAACAUGUCUGUACUGUCCCUUUUUUUUCUCUCUCCUCUAGUUUGGCUGGCACACUUUCCCUUGGAUACUUAAGCCUCAUUUCCUCUAGUUUCCUGCCACAUUUUUGCCGGUGGCUCAGGCUACUGUGGUCUUGUCUCACCUCACUUUCCAGUUCUGGUGCAUAGGCUCUCAGCUGUUGGAGUCAUGAUCCGUGGGCACCAUGCCAUCCAUGUGGGUUCACUGCGUCCCUCUAAUAUCAGUAGAAUUCCCUCUGUCAUUUUUUACCUAACUCUUCCCUGAGACUACUCUAUUUCCACUUUUUAAAAACUAUUUUCUCCUGGGCUAGAGCAGUAAGCUCCCUCCCUACUCCACCAUCCAAUUAUUAGCCCAUCUCUAUAUGAUUAUGACUCUGUUUCUGCCAAAUUACUAAUUUAUAUACCAUAUAAUCAAAAUUAAAUGCCUUCCAUGGAGUGCAUAUUUAUUUUGUCAUUUACUACUGUCACCUGCAUGUGUAAUGAGUAACCUGAUUUGUAACAUUCCUAACACAGGGAAAUGAUGGGCCCCAGGGUUUGAUUUAUAAUUGCGUGGUCAUCUACUCACUCUAAAUGCUGGAAGUUGUCCCAGCAACUGUCAUGUGUAUAGGAUUUGAGUACAUUGCAGUGCCAGCACCAUCAUGGUCAUCAGCAUAGGAUACAAUAUUAAUGUUUCUAGAUGCUCCUGGAACUUUAAAUUAUUUUCUGAUUGUGGAAAUUUUUCAAACUACAAGUCUAUAUCAUACUGUAAUUUUUCCAGUUUAUUCCAGACUGUUUUUUCACCAAAUAUUCAUCCACAUAUUUGUUUUUAAUUAUGGCUCACAUUAAAAUGACAUUGUUACUAAGGGCAAGACAAAGUUUUAACUUCCAUGUGCAUCAAGUUUCUAUAUUUUGUCUUUCAUUUUAUUAAUUUCAUCUGAGUAUGUCAAUAUCCACAUGGAAAGCAAUCUUAGCACUGCCAAUGUAUGAUGAUUCUUUUGGGCACUUAUAUUUUCAUGUCAUGAAUGCACUAAAUAAUGUUCAAGUUGUCUUAGCAAUCUCCAUCUUUAUGGCCUAUCAAAUAAUUUUAGAACAUUACAUUCUUUUACACUUUCAAGGACACUUUUUUAUAGCUUCUUUAUAUUUCGAGAAUCAAAAUUGUCAUUCUCUUUAAAAUUUCCAUUCAUUAGAUCAAGACAAUUUUAUCUUGGUUUUAAAAUUACUGAAUUUAAUGGCAUAAACUUUCUUUGAUUUAAGAAAGCACAGAUUUUCUGUAUUUAAAUGUGUAUUGAGGGCUACUUUUAUUAAUAUCUGUUACAUCUCCUUGUAACCUUAUUCCUGCUUCUACUAAAUUUACCAUUUGUACACCCAACUAUCAAUAUAAAACAUAUAUUGAAAUGAAUACAUUUCUCUAUUUUUCAUGUUGAUUCAAAUUUAUUAUUACCACCUCAAUAAAUAAUAACCUAAUUUGUGCCAAUUCUAGUGCAGGGCACUUCAGGCUACCAUGAUUUACUUUAUCAUUGUGAGGCUAUCAAAUUCUGGCAGAUGUCCAAAUUUUAUUUUCACAGUAAAUGAGAACAAUUUAGGGCCAGUUCCAUCACUCAUUAGCAGGAGAUUUCAUUCUUAGCUUUAUAGACAUUCAUGGAACUUGAAAUUAACCUUUAAUUAUGAAAAUUUGUUAAUUUUUAAAUUCACUGGAGUCACUCUUUUGCACAAAUACUUUAGUCUAGACCAAUCCUAACCCUGUGAAUCUGUGGCCAUGGUGAUUUAAUUUUUAUUGUAAGAUCAUCAUCACCCCCAACAUUCUGUAAGUUGCCUUCUGGAAACUGUCAGGUACACAGUGUCUCAGGGCCAUUUUAGCCAAGGGUAAUAAUUCUUUCUCCUCAACGUAGUAUAUAUAUGAAUAUAUGUAACAUAUAUAACAUACAUAUAUUUUAUUCAUAGAUAAAUUUGCCACUGUGUUUCUAGAUACUAGUAUAUUUCCUGAAAAUUAUGUGGGAAAAUAGUGGGAUCUUAAUGUUAUUUUUAUCCCAGAAUUAUGUAUGUUUAUUUAAUUUUAGAGGCUGGUAGACUUGGAGAAACAGAGAAACAGACUUUAUGAGCUACAACUUGAUGGCUUACUCUUCAUUCUUGUAAUUUUCAGAAACUGGAUCAUUACAGAAAUCUGAGUAUUCUUUUCUGAUGAUAAAUACAUUAUACAAAUUUCAAAAUGUUGCUCUGUGUACAUUUAUAUUACAAAUUAUAUAUAUGUGCAUUUACAUUGUAAUGUCAUAAACACACACACAUAUAUAUUAUAU
Molecule: messenger RNA, 7462 nt
Organism: Lepus europaeus (European hare)
Lineage: Eukaryota; Metazoa; Chordata; Mammalia; Lagomorpha; Leporidae
Product: zinc finger protein 271-like
Exons: 4
Coding region: 249-3263 (1004 amino acids)
Biological process (GO): negative regulation of transcription by RNA polymerase II
Molecular function (GO): DNA-binding transcription repressor activity, RNA polymerase II-specific
Source: RefSeq, a predicted model, not a curated record